GCAGGUCGGCGGCUCAGUAGUGUUGUCUCUCGCCGCCAUUUGAAGGUCUUGCUCGUGUUGUGGUGUUGUUCGAGUCGCUUGUAUUGAUGCUUGAUUCAGUGUAGAUCAGUGAGUUCUUUCGUGCGCGGAGGUUAUGUUUUGUGAUCCUCAUGUGGUGGAGAGUAGUGGGAAUCAGAAGUGUGCCGCCGCGUAUUCUUAAAUAAUGGAGGAGAAGGCGACGACGAAGAGCAGCAACCGCAGACGCCGCGAGAGAGCCCUGAAAAUGAAGGCCGAGAUCUCGGAGGGUGCUCUGAAGGGAUCCGAGGACGAUAGCUGCGAGGAGGCCCUUCCCCUGGUGCGGACCAAGCCGCCACGCCCUCGCAAGAAGAGUCGGCCGCCCAGGGACCCGCUCUUCGAGGAGGACGUGAUCGAAGGCUUCGCCUUCCUCGCCUUCAAAACCUACGAGGAUCUGGAGCGGUGCGUUCGGGCGUCUGAUAAGGCUGGCACUCGCAGGCUUGAUCCUUUCCCCGAGCGAGUCAAAACUGAGCACCCAACAAAGAAGAAGACUAUUCCUGCUCCCAAAUUCACAACAAGCAAAGCUGGCGGAAGUCACUCCAGCUCAGAGCAAGGAUAUAUCUGUGAUAGCGAGAGUGAUGGCGACACCAAGGUGUCUGAUGCAGAAUCUGAUUUAUUCCGAGCAUCUAGUAAAGGUUCCAUUGGCAGUCGUCUAGGUGAAAGCACAACGUCAAUACGACCCACAACUUUACCUGUAACAGAUCCACCUAAACCGAUUGCUGUAAAGGCUGAACGACCUGUACAUCCUCCAUACAGUAAUGGACCAGUGGAGUUAGGUCACUGCCCAGCCAAUUAUCCUCCUUCAAGCAUUGGCAUUGUUAGCACAGUGUCUCCCCCCACCACUGUUGCGCCAGCUGGAGAUCAUAAGCCCAUUUACCUACCUUCACAUCACUCUCCACACAUACCACCUCCGUCACAUACAACCUCCUCUUCAAAUUCACCUCUCACUACUACUCACACAUCUCAUACACCACACACCCCACUUACUCCGCACACGCCACACACACCUCAUACUCCUCACACUCCUCAUACUCCUCACACUCCUCACACUCCUCAUACACCUUUAACGCCCGUAACACUAACUCCUACUCCAGCAGUACCGGUGACGACGACGACUACGACUACUGCUACUACCACGACCACUCCGUCUCCUUCACCGUUGACUCCUCAUACUCCAUCUCUUCACCCAUCUCACACACCCCAGACGCCAACCCCUACUUCUACUCCCACGCCACCUCAGGUACCCAGGCAACCUAUUUCUCAUAUACCGAAUUCAUCCCCACACUUAUAUCCACAGCCUGUGGCAUCAUCCACAACUACUACGGUAACUACAACGACCACCACCACCACUGCAACCACAACUACCACAACCACAACCAGUCUUACUCAUAGUCAUGUGAGUAGUAAUGGUCGGGUUAGUAAUGGCCCAGUUGGGGGUUCAGGUGUGGGUGGUCUGGGGCUGGGUUCAGGGGUGAAUAGCUAUAGUGUGAGUGCCUUGGUAUCACCAAAACAACAGCCCAGCAGCCACACACUUUACAAUAGUGUUAAACCAAAUCCAAUUUCAUCACCAAGAAAUCACGUACAUUCACCUCAUCCAUCACCUGUUGGUGCUACAACACCCAGUGCUCCUCCUCCUGUUCCCGUUCCCCCUCCCGCUCCCGCUCCCCCGUUGUCUGCUCCCACAACUCCUAAUAUUAAGCCUCCUACUCCAAACACUCCAAGUGCUCCUCCAGCUCCUGUCUCUGCAGUGCCAGGGCCAGUGGCAGCACCACCACCUCCUUUGCCUUAUGGGGCUAUUAAAAUUGAACCAGGAGAAACGUCGUCUCGGCCACCUAUUAAAAAUCCUCCCAUCCCACCACAUUCUGUGCCAGCUACUGCGUCAGUUAAGGUGGAACCCAACUACAUCCGUUCUACGCCACCAUCAACCACCAGAGUCACCACACCAAAUCUUCAUCCAGUUUUACCUCCUCCUCCUCCUCCUGCUAGGCAUUCACCUAGGGCUCAAGAGCCCCAUAUAUCUCCAUAUAGUACUGCAAGUGCAGCUGUAAGCAACUCUCAAACAAUUCCUUCGUUGUCUAGACCUUGGCCAAGUCCUGUAGUGAGUUUAGCUUCUAGCAGUGCAGCUCGAUUAUCGUCAAUAAGUCGACCUCCUCUGCCUUUGCCAUCGUUUCCUUUGGGUCCUUCCCCUGUCUCGGCUCCUUUGCCACCGACGGGCAUGUUUGCUCCACCUAUUCCACAUACGCAACAACUGAGUUCCUCUCAGCUUAUUACUCCAUCUCAUUUGAAUCCUGAUCCUCUUGGUCAAGCUGAUUUACUACGAAGGGAGCUGGACUCUCGAUUUUUGGCUCAGCAAGAACGUACGUUAGGCCUCAGUGCUGGAAGCUUAGGAGGCCUAACAGGACCCCCAGCUUUUUUACGUGCAGAAAUGCACCAUCAUCAACAUCAACACACUCAUGUCCAUCAACAUCUUCUGCCUCAUAUGCCACCACCACCUCCCAUUCCACCACCCAGUGCUACAAGUCUCUUCUCACACUCGGCAACGCCGUCAUUGUUUAAGGAAGUGACUAAAGUAGGGCUUGAAAGUAGUUUGUAUCAGCCUGGAGGAAGCUUAGGAAGCAGUUACCCUCCAGGCCUUACGCCGUUAGUGCAUCCCCCUACCUCAAACUUUGCCCCACCAACUCAUCUUGCUACUGUGCCACAGAAGAUUGGUGAACCAAGCCAACGUAAACCAGUGAAAACAGGUCGAUGGAAUGCUAUGCAUGUACGUAUUGCUUGGGAAAUAUACUACCAUCAACAGAAACAGGCACCUGAGAAACCUAGUGCUAAGUUAGGAAGUACAGCAGACCUACUGCAACCUCCAUCUGGUGCUGCAGGUGUUGGAGGGGGACCUGGGGCACCAAUAUUUCCAACCCUUCCUAGGCCACCAGAUCUUGGACCAUCCAUGUUGGCUGGGCCAGGACCCUCUCAUCGUUACGAGUCUUCUCUAUUAGGUCAUUCGCACCUCACACCUUCAGUGCCUGGUCUUACUGGUAUGAGAUAUCCUGGUGGUGGAGCACCAGGCCCUCCAGGUGCUCCACCAAGUGCUGCAACAUUCCACCAUCCUGGCGUGACACCCACUUCCAUACCGGGUCCUCCACCAGGCUCAAUGUUCUCCAGGGAGUCCAUACCUACUGGGUUAACAGUGCCACAGCCAACACCUCAUGAAACAUGGAGGUUACGAGCACCGACAGCUUUUGGACCCACUGGAUCUUGGCCUGUAAAACCAAGUGCAGCUAUGUAUGAAAGAGAACGGCGUGAAGAAGAGAGGAACAGGGAAAGAGAAGAAAGAGAGAGGAGAGAAAGAGAAGAGAGAGAACGAAAAGAAAGAGAAGAAAGAGAAAGGAGAGAAAGAGAAGAAAGAGAAAGAAGAAUUAGAGAAGAGAGAGAGAGAGAACGCGAGAGGGAACGGAGAGCAGAGCAUGAGAAAGAACGUGCAGCUCGCAUGUUAGAAACUAGUCAUGACCGUGUUUUACCAAGAAGAGAUGGUUCACGGUCACCAAUUCGCCCUGAUCUUGCUGAAGUUACAUCACAUCAGCCACCUCCAUCGUUAACAGGUUCUUCACAGCUAUCUUCAGGCCCCUUACCACCUCCAACAAAAACAGAAUCGCGGCCAGAUUCACAACCCGGAUCCAGACCUGGAUCUCGAACAUUAGAUCACCGUGUAAAAAUGGAGUCUAAAGAUGAAAUUAUGAUUGUUGGUGGGAAAGAGGCUCCUCGCCAUCUACAUGGCCUUCCUCCACCUAAUGUUUUACCACCACAUUCAGUUUCAGCUGGAUUGCUACCUCCACAUUCUCUUGCUCUGAGUAUGGCAACUACCUCGGCCAACUCUGCAUUAGAUCGUGCCAGGCUGUUAGGUGGAUCUGCUGGUUAUCCUGGUGCUGGUCCACCGCACUUAGGGGCAUGGGCUGAUCCAUUUAGAGAUCCCUAUCAUUCUGCUCAGGAACAAAACUUUGCUCGAGCACAUGAUAUAGCUGCAAGAGAAGCUUUGUCUUUGAGAGAGAGGAUGAGUCUUGCAGCCAGAGAAGAACAAAUGUUACAUAGCAAUCCAUUAUCAUCCCUGAUAUUGAAUGAACGAUAUAGGGAGCAACAGCAGCAGCAACAGCAACAUGCAGUGGCUAGAGACUUUUACGAACGCAGUCAAUUAGCAGCAGCAGGUGUAAUGCCAACAGGUCUUUAUCCAUCCUCAUCAGCCUUACUUCCACAUCAUUCACAGCUAGGGCCCUCCUUAUUGAAAGGUGGGUCUCCCUUGGGUCCAGGUCCUCCACCUGGUCCACCAGGCUUGCAUCCUCCAGGUUUAGGAUCUAUGCAUGGACCUGGACAUCCAGGUCCUCCAGGGCAUUCUCAACCACCACCCCUUGGACCUGGAUUACCUCCACCUCUCAUCCCCUCCAUGCGUGGUUCUUCCCCAGCACACCCACGGCUGCCGGAUAAAAAAGAUGACCCGCGCUGACUCUAGUCAUGCCUGAGCCACAAUUCUCAAGUGUUGUGGUUUCAGUUUGUAUCCAGCAAAUAUUGCUUGGAACUGGCUGUUGAUUAGCCUGUGGCAAUACGUGCUAGGUCCCUGCUGGUGUUUCUGCUACCAAGAAGCACAUCUUCAGGAGGGUGGUGUUGGGCAGGUGGCCCAUUAGGCUACUGUACAGCCCCAAGGGUUGUAAGUAGUCAACGUGUGUCUUUCAUGAUGAUCAGGCUGUGGAUUGUAACACAAGUUUUGUACCAUAUCUGUACAGUACGGUGGCCGUGUGGUCACAACCUCCAUUUGUCUUUUUAUUAUUUAAUAUUUUGUAGAUAUUAAUUGUUUUCUUAAAAUAUUUUGUAGAGAAAAUUAAAUUAAUAAUGACUUUGACAAAAGGAUCUGAUUCUGACUGACAAUGACAUUUGUUAAACUGUUUAUAAAUACAUGAGUUUGUUAACAAAUUA
Messenger RNA from Macrobrachium nipponense, 5010 nucleotides. Its product is annotated as mucin-2-like. The coding region runs from base 203 to 4543 and encodes 1446 amino acids. The record is from RefSeq and is a predicted model, not a curated record. NCBI's taxonomy places the organism in Eukaryota, Metazoa, Arthropoda, Malacostraca, Decapoda, Palaemonidae. The transcript is spliced from 15 exons.